AUGCUGAGCAGUGCGCAGUUGGAGGGGCUGGUGGCACUGCGGCGGGAGCUCCAUCGCCACCCAGAGGUGGGGUUCCAGGAGCACGAGACGCGCGAGCGCAUGCGUGCCGCUCUGCUUCGCACCGGCCUCGAGCCCGAAGCCAUCAAGGAGUGUGCGCGCACGGGGCUCGUGGUGGACAUUCUUGGCACGGGCGAGGGCGAAGCACGGGGCGUGGCCAUGGUGGCCCUGCGGACUGACCUCGACGCGCUGCCGAUGACCGAAAACAACCACCACCUCCCUCACCGCUCCGUCAACGAGGGCGUGGCGCACAUGUGCGGUCACGAUGGCCACAUGGCGUGCCUCAUCGGCGCAGCCACCCUCCUCGUCCAGGCGCGCGACAAGAUCCCCAAGACGCAGACGGUGCGGCUGCUCUUCCAGCCCGCCGAGGAGUCGCCCGGCGGCGCACCCCUCAUGAUCGAAGAAGGCUGCCUUGAUGGAGUGGACGAGGUGUACGGCAUGCACAACUGGCCCACCGUCGAACUCGGCACGCUUCUGACGAAGGCGGGGCCGGUGAUGGCCCACACCUCGCGAUUCGAGGUGGUCAUCAAGGGCAAGGGCGGCCACGGCUCUCAGCCCCACACGGUGAUCUCGCGCAACGUGUCCUACGCCGACCCGGCGGUGCUCUCGGUGUGCUUCCUGCACGGCGGGGAGGCCUUCAACGUCAUCCCCGACACCUGCCGCUUCGGCGGCACCAUCCGCGACCUCUCCCCGGCCGUGUUCGACACCAUCAAGCAGCGCCUCACCACUAUCGUGGAGCAGACGUGUGCGGCGUACGGGUGCGAGUGCGAGGUGGACGUGCAGUCGCGCUAUCCGGUGCUGGUCAACAGCGAGGCCGAGAACGACCACGUCGUGCGCCUCGCCAAGCGCUUCUUUGGCCCCGACAAAGUGGGCGAUCGCCUCUUGCCCAUGCUCGCUGCCGAGGACUUUGCGUACUACUUGGAGAAGAAGCCCGGUUGUUUCUUCUUCCUGGGCACGCAGGAGGAGGGUCGCACCAACGCCCUCAACCACUCGUCGGACUUUGAGUUCAACGACAGCGUCAUCCCCAGCGCCGUCGCCUUUUGGGUCCGCCUCGUCGAGGACCGCCUCAACGUCUCCCUCUUCCCUUGA
Acanthamoeba castellanii str. Neff is the source of this 1146-nucleotide messenger RNA. RefSeq names its product amidohydrolase family protein. Gene Ontology annotation, molecular function: hydrolase activity. The record is from RefSeq and is a predicted model, not a curated record. NCBI's taxonomy places the organism in Eukaryota, Discosea, Longamoebia, Acanthamoebidae. The transcript is spliced from 10 exons. The coding region runs from base 1 to 1146 and encodes 381 amino acids.